Molecule: messenger RNA, 420 nt
Organism: Batrachochytrium dendrobatidis JAM81
Lineage: Eukaryota; Fungi; Chytridiomycota; Chytridiomycetes; Rhizophydiales
Exons: 4
Coding region: 1-420 (139 amino acids)
Biological process (GO): proton motive force-driven ATP synthesis
Molecular function (GO): proton-transporting ATP synthase activity, rotational mechanism
Source: RefSeq, a predicted model, not a curated record
AUGAUGCGAUCCACUGCUGUUGUUGGUGCUCUCUUUAGACAUUCGACUCUUGUUCGGGCUUCUCCUGUCUUUGCUCGCUCUUUUGCUACAACUUCUAUUGCCAAGGCCGAUUCUGUCACCGAUCUUUAUCUGAACUAUAUUCGUAGCUACAAGCCUACCGCUAUUCCCGAUCGUACUGAUCUUCCUCAGACUUUUUCUACACCCAAAGCACCCGCAAAGCCCGAGUUUGGAACCGAGUCUAUGGUUGCUGCUGCUGGUGAAGAAUCUCAAGAGGAAGAAAAAUGGCCUGCUCUCAAGAGUCCCAUUGAUGAUCCUGCCAAUUAUCCAGAUGCUUGGGAUUACAGUCAUGACACUGCCAGUGAUAGUCUGUUCCCAAAGCGUGUUCGUGCUUAUGACUUUAAUGCUCAUGAAGGUCACUAA